This is a messenger RNA of Castor canadensis (American beaver), 1938 nucleotides long. Lineage: Eukaryota; Metazoa; Chordata; Mammalia; Rodentia; Castoridae. The record is from RefSeq and is a predicted model, not a curated record.
AUGCAGGCCCCCAGCCGCCCGUGUCGCUGGACCUGCCUCCCCAGCCCCAGUGCGCGUGAGGCAGCCUCCAUGUAUGGCACAGCAGUGGCCAUCUUCCUGGUCAUCCUGGUUGCUGCACUGCAGGGCUCGGCACCCCCAGAGAGCCCCUUCCCCUACCACAUCCCCCUGGACCCCGAGGGAGCUCUGGAGCUCUCAUGGAACGUCAGCUACGUCCAGAAGGCCAUCCACUUUCAGCUCCUGGUGCAUGGGCUCAAGGCUGGGGUCCUGUUUGGGAUGUCGGACCGUGGCGAGCUGGAAAAUGCUGACCUUGUUGUGCUCUGGACCAACGGGGACAGCGCCUACUUUGCAGAUGCCUGGAGUGACCAGAAAGGACAGCUCCAUCUGGAUGCCCAGCAGGACUACCAGCUGCUGAGGGCACAGGGGACCUCAGACGGCCUGUCCCUGCUGUUCAAGAGGCCUUUUGCCACCUGCGACCCCCAGGAUUACCUCAUUGAGGAUGGCACCGUCCACUUGGUGUACGGAAUCCUGAAGGAGCCAUUCCGGUCACUGGAGGCCAUCAACACCUCCGGCCUGCAGACAGGGCUACAGCGGGUGCAGCUCCUGAAGCCUGAAGUCCCCACCCCAGCCAUGCCCGCAGACACACGCACAAUGGAGAUUCGUUCCCCUGAUGUCCUGAUCCCUGGCCAGGAGACCACGUACUGGUGCUACAUCACCGAGCUGCCCCAGGGCUUCUCCCGGCACCAUAUUGUCAUGUAUGAGGCCAUUGUCACAGAGGGCAAUGAGGCCCUGGUACACCACAUGGAGGUCUUCCAGUGUGCUGCAGAGUUCGAGAGCUUCCCCCACUUCAGUGGGCCGUGUGACUCCAAGAUGAAGCCUGAGCGCCUCAACUACUGCCGUCACGUGCUGGCUGCCUGGGCCCUGGGUGCCAAGGCAUUUUACUACCCGGAAGAAGCCGGCCUUCCUUUUGGGGGGCCUGGAUCUUCCAGAUAUCUGCGCCUGGAAGUUCACUACCAUAACCCACUGAAGAUCCAAGGCCGGCGUGACUCCUCAGGCAUCCGGCUGUACUACACGUCCACACUGAGGCAAUUUGACGCAGGCAUCAUGGAGCUGGGCCUGGUGUACACGCCAGUGAUGGCCAUCCCACCACAAGAGACCGCCUUCAUCUUGACGGGCUACUGCACGGACAAGUGCACCCAGCUGGCCCUGCCACCCUCAGGCAUCCACAUCUUCGCCUCUCAGCUCCACACACACCUGACUGGGAGAAAGGUGGUCACCGUGCUGGCCCGGGAUGGACAAGAGAAGGCUAUUGUGAACAGGGACAACCACUACAGCCCCCACUUCCAGGAAAUCCGCAUGUUGAAGAAGAUCGUGUCCGUAUACCCGGGGGACGUACUCAUCACUUCUUGCACCUACAACACAGAAGACAGGAAGCUGGCCACAGUGAAACUCUGGUCUGUCCUGGCACUGUUCUUACUUUUUACCUCAGUGUGCAUCCAACCAGAAUGUGAUACGCAGCUCUUUGGACCCCGGGGUGAAAUCGUGAGCCCCUCACUGAGUCGAGACGGCAAGAAUACAGGGGGCUGCCGGGUCUUCAUCAACGUGGUUCCACAGGCUCGCAUUGCCAUCCAUGCCCUGGUCAGCGUCGUGGGCACUGGGGCCGAGGAGACCAAUGCCAGCUACGUCUCGAUCCGAGACAUUCACAGCCUGAGGACCACAACAUUUCAUGGGCAGCAGGCACUCUACUGGGAGUCAAAGGGCAGCAUGGCAGAAAUGGAGUUUAGCCAGGGCUUCCUGGAGACACAUGCUAGCCUACAGGGCCAGUACUGGACCCUCCACUCUAGGGCAAUGGAAGAGGACAAAGCGGGACGGUGGCCAGGCCCUGCGCUAGCUUUCUCUCUAAGCGCUGGAAGACAACGGAAGGAACCCAACACUUACUGA